Molecule: messenger RNA, 771 nt
Organism: Durio zibethinus
Lineage: Eukaryota; Viridiplantae; Streptophyta; Magnoliopsida; Malvales; Malvaceae
Cellular component (GO): cytosol; nucleus
Molecular function (GO): DNA binding
Source: RefSeq, a predicted model, not a curated record
ACCGCCGUGGGGCCCGCCCAGUGCGAAGGGCUUAAGUUUAGAUACACGGAUCGCUUUGUGCCGAAGCUAAAGCUAAAGCCUGUUGUAAUCUCAAAAACACGAAAACAGUAUCCACUUUCCCUCUUUCUCUCUCCGGUGAAGAAGGCGUUAAUCCAACACUUUCCAAUCCAUGGCUGAUCCUGAACUCGAAGCUAUUAGAAGAAGAAGGAUGCAAGAGCUAAUGGCUCAACAUGGCGUGGGGAAUCAACAGAACCCUGAUCAACAGAAAGCUCAGGAAGAUGCCAAGAGGGAGGCAGAUGAACGGAGGCAAAUGAUGCUCAGUCAGAUUUUGUCCUCUGAAGCUCGUGAGAGACUUGCUCGAAUUGCCUUAGUGAAACCUGAGAAGGCAAGGGGUGUUGAGGAUGUUCUACUAAGAGGUGCUCAGAUGGGUCAGAUAGUUGACAAGGUUUCUGAAGAGAGGCUUAUAUCACUGCUGGAACAGAUAAACACCCAAACAACUAAACAGACCAAAGUCACGAUCCAGAGGCGUCGGAGUGUUCUUGAUGAUGACGAUUAGUGUGAAACCUCAGCCUCUUUUGUGGGUUGUAUGUAAGAUUCAUGGAGUUCAUGGACCCACUUUUAGUGGGUUUUUCAUAUUUUCAGACUGCGUUUCCUUUGCAAUGCUGUGAUAGGCUGUGUUGAGCAAUAAACCUGGCCGUUGGAUUACAGUUUAUUGAGUCAUGUCAAAAUGCUUAUAUAAGUCAAAAUAUAAUGGAGGCAGAGGUUUGGCAA